This is a messenger RNA of Eucalyptus grandis, 1479 nucleotides long. Its product is annotated as F-box protein At5g03100-like. Lineage: Eukaryota; Viridiplantae; Streptophyta; Magnoliopsida; Myrtales; Myrtaceae. Gene Ontology annotation, molecular function: protein binding. Bases 1 to 1479 code for a protein of 492 amino acids. The transcript is spliced from 3 exons. The record is from RefSeq and is a predicted model, not a curated record.
AUGGCGACGCACUCCGUCCAUCGGGAAUCCUCCGGCGACCGUCUAAAUCGCGCCAAAGGAAACCGACCUUCUCCUCCUUUGAGCCCUGGGGAUCUCAUCAGCGCCUUGCCGGACGCCGUGAUCCACCACAUCUUCUCGUUUCUGCCCCUCAAAGACGUCAUCAAGACCAGCGUCCUCUCCAAGCGCUGGCGUUGCACUUGGACGUCCACCACCCACCUCGCAUUCAAUGAAGUCCGGCCUCGCAAUCACGACGCCUUCUACUUCGACUUCCCAUCCCUCGUCGACAGCGUCCUGAGGCAGUGCACCUCACCCACGGUGAAGAAAUUCCACGUCACCGACUUACAGUACGAUGAGACCGACCGCCCCAAGGUUGACCGCUGGCUCCACUUUGCAGCGGGGCGCCGGGUGGAGGAUCUUUGCCUGUUUCUCAUCACCGAGAGGUGGUCUAUGUAUAUUCUGCCACCGUCCUUGUAUUGCUGGAGCUGGUUGGUGCGCCUCGAAGUCAGUUUGUGCCGUUUCUCGUGGGACCUGACUGUCAGCUGGCCUUGUCUUAAGGUCUUGUCUAUGGAAUAUGCGGAGUUGAGUGAUGAUUUCCUCCGGCGAAUCUUGAGGGGAAGUCCUGUUUUAGAGUCCCUCGAGCUGCGGCAGUGUUGGCGCAUAAAGAACGUUAUAAUAGAUUCAACAAGUGUGAAAGACUUGCUACUCAUUGGUGCCGAUAACUUUCUGCUGGAGAAAAUUUGGGCCCCGCAUUUGCUGUCAUUGCGUGUAUCAGGGAUGUGGAAGCGCCGUAUAUUCACACUUGAUGAUGUAUCUUCUUUGGUUAAAGCUGACUUAGUUUUUUCCAUUCGAACUUUUUCGCCGGGUGAUAAGAGCAUGUGUUAUGACGUCAUGAAAGAACUUUUUGAGAAGGUGCACAGAGUUCCUAUUAUCACCAUUGGUGGCUGGUGUUUGAAGGUUCUGUCCUUUUUCGAGAUGAAAGGAGUGCCAUCUCCAUUGUCAAAAUGUCAGAAUCUAACACUACACACACCAAUUACUCAAAGGGACCUUCCCGGGAUAGCAUACAUGCUGGGAAGUUCAGAGUUCCUGGAAAAAUUAACCAUACACCUAAAUGGCUUACAUGUAUUCAAGUAUAUGCUUGACAAAGAAUGGAAAGACCAUUUUAACUAUGAUGAAGAAGAUUUUUUAUUUUCACGGAAGGGGAAUUUUCAAUGUUUGGAGAAACAUCUCAAGAGCAUUGAGAUCAUCGGUUUCAAAGCUAAUAGUUUUGGAUCGAAACAUCUGCACGCCCUUAUUAAGUUUCUUCUUGGGGAUACACUUGUGCUGGAGAAGAUGAUUAUCAAGGCUGAUUUGCACUCACGAAAGGGACAGAAAAAUCAUCAAGCUGCUGUUCUUUCGAAACUAUUUGGUGUCAGCCGAAAUGUGCUCAGCUAUCAAAGAGCUUCCAAAAAUGCUGAAGUUAUCUUCGAUUAUCCUUUCUAA